This is a messenger RNA of Magallana angulata, 4742 nucleotides long. RefSeq lists its product as uncharacterized. NCBI's taxonomy places the organism in Eukaryota, Metazoa, Mollusca, Bivalvia, Ostreida, Ostreidae. Gene Ontology annotation, molecular function: RNA binding; structural constituent of ribosome. The coding region runs from base 156 to 4271 and encodes 1371 amino acids. Gene Ontology annotation, biological process: cytoplasmic translation; ribosomal large subunit biogenesis. Gene Ontology annotation, cellular component: cytosolic large ribosomal subunit; ribosome. The record is from RefSeq and is a predicted model, not a curated record. The transcript is spliced from 4 exons.
AAAACAGACUUAUUGUAAGUGAUAAUCAAAACAUCCCUGUUCAAAAAUUCUUUGAUGUCAUAUACUAUAUCAAGCACGCUUAAGCGAUUUCAUGGGUGGAAAAUGAUGGGAGAUCUUAACUAUAAAACAACAACGUUACAAACGGAAAUCACAGGAUGUUCUCUGCCGUGAACACAGAACAAGGGUUUCAACGUUCAUUCAUGGAUAUCUACAAAAUAGUGGUGUUAAUUUUGGUGUUUCCGGUUUUAAAAGCAUCGAGUCAAAAUGAUUCAAAUUUGGAAGACACGGCAGACGUUACAACGUUAUCCGCGGUAUCGUUCAUGCCACCAACAACGAUUCUGACAUCGUUGACAAAAACAACAAACGCUUUCACAGAUUCAUCUGAAACAGUUAUAACAGAUAAAAAAGAAGAGUACCAAAUAUCUUCGUCAGGCUUGGAAUCUUCGUCCGAGCUAUCUACACCAAAAGAAGAUUUGUCCGAAAAAAUUACAUCGGAUGUGGAAGUAUCGUCUGAAAGUGCAAGAGGCGAUAGAGAUAAAGACCAAGUAAGCCAACAUGAUAAUGAAGAAGAAUCAUCUGAAACUAUCAAAUCGGUUGAAGAAGAAUCGCCUGUAACUAUAUCAAACGUAGAAAUAUCGCUUGAAAAUACCACAAGUAAAGCAUCUGAAAUAACUAGAGAAACGGAAGAACCUUCCAACAAAACAAUAUUACAAAUGGAAGAAUAUACUGAAAUUGCUUCAUUAGAUGAAGAAGAAUCGUCUAAAACGACUGCAUCACUGGAAAAAUCCUCUAAUUUAACUACAUCAAACCAAGAAAAAUCGUCUGAAAUAACUAUAACAAUGGAAGAAUCCUCUGAAGUAACUAUAUCAAGCCAGGAAAAAUCGUCCAAAAAAAUUGCAACUCUGGAAGAAUCUUCUGAGCUAACUACACCAAGCCAAGAAAAAUCACCUGAAAUAACUGCAGCACCAGAAGAAUAUACUGAAAUGACUACAUCAAAUCAAGAGGAAUCGUCUGAAAUGACUGCAACUCGGGAAGAAUCCUCUAAUUCAACUAGACGAAACCACGAGGAAUCGUCUGACAGUCCUAAGUCAGAUCAGGAAGGAUCUAAUGAUAGCGGUAUAACUACAUCAAAUCAAAUAUCAUCUGAAAAUAUUGUAUCGAACCUGGAGGAAUCACCUGAAGUAACUUCAUCAUCUCUUGAAAAAUCGUCAUCAGAGUCAGGAGAAUCUUCUAAAGAAGCGUCUGAAAUAACGACAUCAAAUCUAGAAGUUAUUGAAACAACAUCGAAACAGGAAGAACCAUCGGGUUUGUCCUUAACAACCACUUUACUAUUACCGACGGAGACAACAGAAAAAACAACACAAACAGAAACAACAACAAAGCCCUCAAACACAGAAACAUCUACUACAAACAAUUCAGACAUAAAGGAACUCUCAACAGACGGUAUCUAUGUGCAGGUUCUUGGAAAGUCGGGGAAAUUUGUCAUAGGUCGGACCAAAAACCCUCAGAAUGACCCUAACAAACUCAUGGUGACCUUCGAUUCUAUUCAGGAAAAAGACAGCAAUGGGAAUAAUGUGGGAACUUCUGGACGUUUUAAACACAUCUUUAACAAUUUUGCUGGCCAGAAAUUUGACAUCUCUGAACUAACAGACGAUACGUACCAGAAUUUGGCGGUUAAACGUUUGGACUGCACAGCAUAUCUUGAUACGGUUGGGGCCAGACUCGCAGUCCAGAUUUAUUUAUUUAGAGAGGAAGGAAGCGUUAGUCAAGGAGACGAAGAAUCUCGUGUGUCAAAAGGCACGCUCAAGUUCAACGUUUUUAUUGAGAACUGGAAAUUCUGUGGUUCUGAUGGGAUGGAAUGUAGAAAAGGAAAGAAAUCUGAGUUCGGAGAAUUUAUAGAUUUUGCACUGUCAAUCAAAGGCUCAAAACCCCCUAAUAACAAAAUAAACAAGAGGACAAACGCACAGGAAUUUGACAUGGGUGGUAGUGCCUCCGUUGUUCUUUUCAAACAGGCAAAGUAUGAUGAAAGUUCAGCUUAUGAAAAUUUGCCACAAGGGUUUCCUAAGAUUAUACAGAAAGGAUCGCGACAGUUGUUUGUGUUCCGAUUCAGAAAGUUUUCCACCUCUGUAUUUUAUGAUCCACUGUUGAACAUAGACGCCAAUGUGUCAACAGCAGAAAACAAUUCUUCAAUAGUUCUACCAUCAACUGUUCGGCCUCUUGUUGCAAACGUAACAACCGUGUCAUUGUCAGAAGAAACGCUGGAAUCAAACUCUUUUACAAGUACGUCAAUACCACCUUCAACAAUAAAAUCGACAUCGCCUUUACUUACAUAUCCACCAUCGAUUUUGGUACCAUCAACAUCUUCAGCAAUACCAUCCCUCGAAACAACUACACAACGGAUAUCGAUACCUACCUUAGUUACAUCAGGAUCAUCCUUGCAAACAACCUCCCACACACAGACAAGCCUAACAGAAACAACAACAGCAUUAAACGAAACUGCACCAUCAACAACAUCUGUGACAACAGAGGGGGUUAUAUCAACUCACACGGUAACUUCUUUGGUGACAACAACAACGUUGCCGGAGGACUUUUCCCUGGGAAACACGAGGGAACUCUCAACAGACGGUAUUUAUGUCCGUGUCCUAAAAAAAUCCGGGAAAUUUGUCAUGGGACGGACCAAAAACCCUCAGAAUGACCGCAGCAAACUCAUGGUAACUCUCGAUUCUAUUCAAGAAAAGGACAGCACUGGAAAUAACGUUGGAACUUCUGGACGUUUUAAACAUAGCUUUAAAAAUUUUGCUGGCCAGAAAUUUAACAUCUCUGCUCUAACAGACGAUAAAUACCAGAAUCUGGCGGUAAAACGUUUGGACUGCACAACGUAUCUUGAUACGGUGGGAGCAAGCCUUAUUGUUCAAAUCUUUUUAUUUAGAGAGAUAGGAACAGUCAUUCAAGGUGAUGAAGUAUCUCAUGUGUCAAAGGGGACGCUCAAGUUCAACAUUAUCAUCGAAAAUUGGAAAUUCUGUGGAUCUAAUGGGGUGGAGUGUAGAAAAGGAAAACAAUUAGAGUAUGGUGAAUUUAUAGAUUUUACAAUGUCAAUAAAAGGUUCGAAGGUCGCAACUAAAAAAGACAAAAGUAAAAGGACAUCCGCCAAAGAGUUUUAUUUAGGAGGAAAUUCUUCAGUCGUACUUUCUGAAAAGGUAAAAUAUGACGAUGGUUCAGCAUAUGAAAAUCUACCACAGGGAUUCCCUCAACUAAUACAAAAAGGAUCAAGGCAGUCUUUUGUAUUCAGAUUUAGGAAAUUCGACAAAACUGUAUUUUACGAUCCUCAGUUGAAUGUAGAUGGAAGCACGGAAACUGAGGAGACGAGGACUUCUACAAAAGAUACGGACAACAACUCUUUAGACUCGUCCAAUCUCGCUCCAGUAACAGCUGGAGUCUCGUCCAGGACCGAAUUUCUCAGUGCUGAGGGAUUAACUGUCAAAAUUCACGGACAAUCGGGAAAAAUGACAAUCGGGUAUGGCGAAGAUCCCGAUCAAGACAGCAAUAAGGUGCAGGUUACCUUUGAUGCAAUCGGAGAGAUCGCUACAGACGGAACAGAAAUCGGAAAAUCUGGACAACAGACCCACACAUUCAAUACGUUUGCAAAUUUGGAUUUCUCUUUUUCUCAAAUCAUAGACGACCGUUACAUGAAUUUAACCUCCAAAAGGGUUGACUUCUCCGCAAAAUUUCCUUCAACUGGCGGCCGCUUGGUCGUUCAGGUUUUCGUUUUCACUCAAGCUGGAGAAAUCAGUAUAGACGGCGAAAGAACAGCGGUUACUGCAGGAACUGUGAAGUUUAACAUUCUCGUUGAAUCCUGGGGUUUCUGUGGAUACAACGGCGUUACGUGUACCAAGGGUAACGUUGAACAAAAAGGGGAAGCCAUCGACUUCACUAUAUCUGUGAAAGGAAAAGGCGACCAACAGGUCAGAACUCGGGGGAAGAGGACAGACGGCGAGGAAUUCGAUCUGGGUGGCCAGGCAUCACUACUACUCUCCAGAAAGAUACAGCGGGAUGGGGGAACCUACGAGUCCAUGCCUAGUGGGUAUCCUCUGCUCUCUGGGAGGGGCAGCAAGACAGUGUUCCUCCUCAGAUUUCCACGGUUCAAAACCUCCGUUCUCUAUGAUCCAAUGAUAGUACUGAGCCAGGCGAAUCGUGCCAAUAACUGCAUGACUGUCACCUUUUAUCAGGUCCUAACUUUUGUCCUGAUCUUGACAUCUGGAAUCCUCAUUUAAUUUUCUUAUAAGGAUGAGCGUUUAAAAAUGAUUGCUUGAUGCAAUUUUUUUACCGCUGAUGCCGAGAUAUUUUUUCUGGCUGGAUAAGGGCAGAAUGUAGAGUACAAAUGCAUGUACAUAGACUAUUUCUUACAUUAAAUAUAUCCACCCAAGUAUAUUUUAGGCAAAUGGUUAUUAUAUGUAUUUUGAUAUCAUUAAAAACAUAAAUGAUGCAUUAUUUUUAUAAAAUGGGGAAUAAUUACUUUCAAUUCUACUUUUGACAGUUGUAGUGCAUAAUUUAUGUAAAUGUGUUUAUCUAAAUAAAGAAUUUAAUGUGCAAAAUCUGUGUUUUCUCUGAAUAUCCAAAUGCUUGUAAAAUUUGAUUGGUAAAAACACUUAACAUAACAAACAUUUCAUUUGCUUGAUAGCAUUCAUUAGGAUCACCAUCAAGAAUUCCUUCAAGUGUUUCAAAGUUAAUAACAAAAGUUACUU